AUGAUACCUGGCACGCAAAGGAAUGCAUGUCUAUCAUGCCGUCAAAGGAAACUCAAAUGCAAUAGACAGCGACCAUGCACAAACUGUAUUGCUCGCUCAGUCGAGUGCAAGAAACAGUUACUCCCGGCAGUCAGCAGAGGAGCCAAAGGACCUCUCGAUGAGUCUGAUCCAUCGACAAUAUCAAAUAUCCUCUCCAGGUUGGAUCGAAUUGAAGCUUACAUCAAUCAAACGAAAGAUAGUGGCAGUGCCAGCCUUGUCUCAACCCCAAUUGGAAAUGAGCUCAACAUGAUACGAAAUGACGUUCCAACCAUAGCCUCGACAAGACAAGCGCCACCAAUCGAUAGAACCACUCAGUCAAUCCCCUCUGAUCUCGGGAUGCAACGGGUCAAAGUCUCAGCAAAUGACAACAUCCUGCGCCUUGCUCUAAUGCAUAAUCUUUCCAUAUCCAUCUCGACAGACUCCCAAGUUCAGAAAUAUACGGACUCCCGUCAGAUUCAACUGCCUCCUAAAUGGGAGGCUAUUCGCUUAUUUCAAGUCUACCUUAAUUAUAUUGGCCAAUUUCAACAUAUCAUCUACGAGCCACAUUUCCGCACUUUGAUCGAGGAAGUCUACUACCAAGUAGCUCAUGUCUCAACGACAACUGCGCCACGGGGGUUAGCUUUGAUAUUAGGUAUCAUUGCAAUAGCAACCAUACUCGAGCCUCUCCAAGGCAAUCUAGAUGCAGUCAUCCCUGUUCUCAAAGAACGGCUGAGUAUAUGCGCCAUCUACAUCCGAUCGUCUAUGGAUUGCUUGGAACAGCAUCGCCGAAGAAUGAAUCACUCGCUCGAGAAUGUACAAGCUAUGCUUAUUCUUCAAUUCCUCAUCAACCAUAUUGAAGCUUUCUCUCCCAGAUACCGCGCCUUACUAACCGAGGCCAUUGCGGUGUCUCACAGUCUCGGCCUCCAUCUCAUUGAUUUGACAAUAGCUAAAGGAAGUCUAUCGCAGGAUGGGACAGACCCAGUUACCCAAGAGAUGAAGCGGAGAGUUUGGUGGUAUCUGGCAGCCACGGAUUGGAUGGUAUCCAUGGCAGAAGGGCCACUUGAAGCAGUCUACCUCAUCCAGCCGAAGCUUACCACUUCCAAUAUCCCGAGGCAUAUCAAUGAUGAAGACCUUGGCAAUCCUAACAUCCAAGAGCGGCCACUGUCAGAACCGACUACCAUGUCAUAUGUUUUGCAUCGUCUCAAAAUCGCAGAAAUAGCUCGAUGCAUUUCAGACGUGAUACCGCACGAUCCAAACGACGCGACUUGCGAACUAAUAGUCCCACUUGAUUCCAAACUCGAAUCGCUGAUUCAAGACCUCCCAGCUUUCUUCAAAGUCGAAAUUGCAGACUCGGAAGAGACUAGAGUAAUUGACCAGACCCAUUCGUACAUUCCUAUGCAGCGACUCUUGAUUAAUAUGAUGAUCAAUAUUAUUCGAUGCAGACUCCACUUCCCCCACCUCGCUGGAAGCCCGAGCGAAUCUCUUCACGUCUUCUCACGAAAUGCUAGCUUGAAGGCUGCUCGGCAAUUGCUCGCAGCGCAUCAGGACAUGAUCACUUCGGAGAUUUCGCACUCCGCCGAUUUCAUGAAAAUCCAAGGGACAGUCUUUCACCUAUUCAUGGGAGCGUUGAUUCUGGCAACAGACCUCUGUUGUAAUCAACCGAAUGGCGAGGAUCGUGAACGCCAAUCAUCUGAGUUGAUGGUAGCUUUAAAACAGCUGGAUGGGAUAAAGCAACAUUCCCAAAUUGCUGCAAAAUUCCUCGAGGAUUUGACGCAAUUGCUCGUCAAGUACGGAGUUUGGUCAUCCUACACGACUGUUUCACCAAAUGUGGGGAAUGAAUUGUCGCCAAAUGUGCACUCGUUUGGAAAUGGACAGAUUGGUGUACAAGAUCUUUCUAGCCCUCUUUCCUUUGAUGAUUUAUGGGAGACAUUUGUAGAACGGCCUUCCGCUCUAGAUAUGAUUGAUAUCUUGUAA
Molecule: messenger RNA, 1992 nt
Organism: Lindgomyces ingoldianus
Lineage: Eukaryota; Fungi; Ascomycota; Dothideomycetes; Pleosporales; Lindgomycetaceae
Exons: 3
Coding region: 1-1992 (663 amino acids)
Biological process (GO): regulation of DNA-templated transcription
Molecular function (GO): zinc ion binding; DNA-binding transcription factor activity, RNA polymerase II-specific
Source: RefSeq, a predicted model, not a curated record